AACUCAGAAUCUUUUCGUUGUAGCUCAGCUGAACUCACAUCUCCUGUCAACAUGUCCUACAGCUGCUGCUCUGGAAACUUCUCCUCUCGCUCCUUUGCAGGCUAUCAGCGCUGCCUAGGCUCCUUCUACCCCAGCAACCUGGUCUACAGCACUGACCUCUGCUCUCCCAGAACCUGCCAGCUGGGAUCCUCUCUCUACAGUGGCUGUCAGAAGACCUGCCAUGAGCCCAUCAGGUGCCAGACAUCCUGUGUAGUGUCCCUUCCCUGCCAGACAUCCUGCUACCGCCUGAAGACCUCCCGGCUCUGCAGUCCCUGCUGGGCUACUUACCCUGGGUCUCUGGACUUUAAGUCCAGCAGCUGCCGCUCCCUGAGCUCUGGAUCCAGAAGCUGCUACUCACUGGGCUGUGGAUCCCGUGGCUUCAGACCCCUGGGUUGUGGAGUCUGGGGCUUCCCUUCCCUGGGCUGUGGACCCAGAUUCUGGCACCCAAUCAACUUUCCUUCCAGGAGUUUCUGUUCAUCUUGUUACUGGCCAAUCUGUAGAUCUGGCUUCUACUGA
Hippopotamus amphibius kiboko is the source of this 555-nucleotide messenger RNA. Its product is annotated as keratin-associated protein 13-1-like. The record is from RefSeq and is a predicted model, not a curated record. The coding region runs from base 52 to 555 and encodes 167 amino acids. The transcript has a single exon. NCBI's taxonomy places the organism in Eukaryota, Metazoa, Chordata, Mammalia, Artiodactyla, Hippopotamidae.